Messenger RNA from Lodderomyces elongisporus, 1803 nucleotides. RefSeq names its product MFS transporter. Lineage: Eukaryota; Fungi; Ascomycota; Pichiomycetes; Serinales; Debaryomycetaceae. Gene Ontology annotation, cellular component: plasma membrane. Gene Ontology annotation, biological process: transmembrane transport. Gene Ontology annotation, molecular function: transmembrane transporter activity. The record is from RefSeq and is a predicted model, not a curated record. Bases 1 to 1803 code for a protein of 600 amino acids. The transcript has a single exon.
AUGUCUACUGAUUCAAAUACGGUAGAUAACGCGAGUGUGGACUCAGAAAAAAUUACCUCCUAUGGAGAUGCAAUGCAGAAUCCUACACAAAACAAUGAAAGCAUCCACAGAACUGACACAAUAUUAUCGAGAUUGCGUUCUAGACACUCUGAUGAUGUCGAAGACGAAAAAGAAUUGAAGCGUUUGGUCACAAAUAACCAAGGUGUUGAAAAAAUCAAAACUGAAUUGCGUGACAGAGCUGGUGCAUUGGGUCCACUUGAAGAGCCAUACGAUCUCAAAUUAGUGCAAACCCACCCAGACCCUAACUCAGAUUUUAAUGAAGCCGACCCAUACAAAUACCCAGUUGAUAUGGAGUCAGGCUUGAGACUCGUUGAAUUUGUUGAACAUGACAAGGGUAACCCAAAGAGCUGGGGUAGAGCUAGAAAAUGGCUCUACACCAUGGUGCUUGGUGGUAUGUGUUAUGUUGUUGCUUUAGGUUCGGCAAUCGUUACUGGUGAUAUGAGUGGACCUGCAAAGACCUUUGGUGUCUCUGAGGAAGUUGUCAUCUUAGCCUCUGUUACUGUUUUCGUUAUUGGUUUUGGUGUUGGUCCAUUGGUAUUUGCACCCAUGUCGGAAGAAGUUGGUAGAAAACCAAUAUAUGCUGUUACGUUAUUUGUUGCCGUUAUCUUUAUCAUUCCUUGUGGUGCUGCCAGAAACAUUGGAACUUUACUUGUGUGUCGUUUGAUUGAUGGUAUUGCUUUUAGUGCACCAAUGACCUUGAUUGGUGGUUCCUUGGCUGAUAUUUGGGAUGGUCCUGAAAGAGGUGUAGCUAUGGCUAUUUUCUCUGCUGCCCCAUUCUUGGGUCCCGUUUGUGGUCCCGUGUUUGGUGGUUUGCUUGGUGACUAUACCUCUACUUGGAGAUGGAUCUACUGGGCAUUCUUGAUUAUUGCCGGUGUAUUCUACGCCAUCUUUAUUGUUGUUGUUCCCGAGACCCACCAUGGUACCUUGUUGAAGAAAAGAUCAAAGAAGUUGAGAAAGGAUACCGGAGACACCAGAUACAGAAGUUUGAAUGAGAUUGAAGUUAGAGAAUUCAAAGACGUUGCAAAGACUUCGCUUUUGAGACCAUUUGUUUUGCUUUCGGAACUUAUUGUGUUUUUGAUGACUAUUUAUAUGGCCAUCCUCUAUGGUUUGUUGUACAUGUUCUUCUUUGCUUACCCAGUCAUCUACAUGGAAGGUAAAGGCUGGUCUGCAUCAAUGACCGGUGUUAUGUUUAUCCCAAUUGGUGUUGGUGUCAUGAUUGCCACUAUUGCCGCACCAUUCUUCAACAAUGACUACAACAGAAGAGCACAAAAGUACAGAGAUAGGGGUGAAUUGCCACCAGCAGAAUUGAGAUUGAUUCCAAUGAUGGUUUCGUGUUGGUUUGUGCCUGCAAGUCUUUUUUCCUUUGCUUGGUCAUCCUAUCCACAUUUGUCUUGGGCCGGACCAUGUUUCUCGGGCUUGGGUGCUGGUUUUGGAUUCUGUUGUUUGUACAAUCCUGCAAACAACUACAUUGUUGACUCAUACCAGCAUUAUGCUGCUAGUGCCUUGGCUGCAAAGACUUUUGUCAGAUCAAUCUGGGGUGCUUGUGUGCCAUUAUUCACCAUUCAAAUGUACCACAGAUUGGGUUACGAAUGGGCCAGUACAUUGAUGGCUUUCAUUUCCUUGGCCUGUUGUGCUAUCCCAUACCUUUUCUUUAUCUUUGGUGCGAGAAUUAGAGCAUUCUCUAAAUAUGCUUAUGCUCCAAAACCAGGUGAUAUUGCCCCAACCGGUGAUUUCGGUCAUUAA